Cynara cardunculus var. scolymus (artichoke) is the source of this 1402-nucleotide messenger RNA. RefSeq names its product serine/threonine-protein kinase STY13-like. Gene Ontology annotation, cellular component: plasma membrane. Gene Ontology annotation, molecular function: protein kinase activity; ATP binding. The transcript has 6 exons. Gene Ontology annotation, biological process: protein phosphorylation. The record is from RefSeq and is a predicted model, not a curated record. Bases 105 to 1262 code for a protein of 385 amino acids. NCBI's taxonomy places the organism in Eukaryota, Viridiplantae, Streptophyta, Magnoliopsida, Asterales, Asteraceae.
UAUCGUGGAACCCGUUGUAUUAAAAAGGGGGGAAAUUAAUCGCCGGAAAAACUCAGUUUCACUCACUGAAAUAGCUUUCUGAUUUCACGAGUUGAUCGGAAAAGAUGAAGGAGAACAACAGCAAUGAUGGAUUUGUAAGGGCAGAUCAGAUUGAUCUGAAGAGUUUAGAUGAACAGCUUGAGAGGCAUCUAAACAGAGCAUGGACAAUGGAAAAGAACAAGAAAAAGCAACCGGAGUUUGAAGAUUCCGCCACCGCUGCCUCCGCUGCUUCCGCCGUCAUGCCACCGUCUAAGGGUACUGCAACUAGUAAGAAGGAAAGGCAGGAGUGGGAGAUCGACCCUUCUAAGCUCUUAAUCAAAGGUAUCCUUGCUCGUGGGACUUUCGGCACUGUCCACCGUGGCGUCUACGACGGCAUCGACGUCGCCGUGAAAUUGCUGGACUGGGGGGAAGAGGGCCACAGGACGGAAGCCGAAAUACAAUCUUUAAGGGCAGCAUUUACACAAGAAGUGGCGGUUUGGCAUAAGCUUGAUCAUCCUAAUGUCACAAAGUUCAUAGGUGCGACAAUGGGUUCUUCAGAGCUAAGUGUACAAACGGAAAACGGUCAAAUUGGAAUGCCAAGUAACAUCUGUUGUGUCGUCGUGGAAUAUCUUCCUGGCGGUGCCUUAAAGAAUUACCUUAUAAAGAACAGAAGAAAGAAGCUCGCUUUCAAAGUUGUCGUUCAAAUGGCACUUGAUCUUUCAAGAGGAUUAAGCUACCUGCACUCUCAAAAGAUCGUACACAGAGACGUGAAAACUGAAAAUAUGCUGUUGGACAAAAGUAGAACGAUUAAGAUCGCUGAUUUUGGUGUUGCUCGUGUUGAAGCCUCAAACCCUAAUGACAUGACGGGGGAAACAGGGACUCUCGGCUAUAUGGCCCCUGAGGUUCUCAAUGGUAACCCGUACAAUAGGAAGUGCGACGUCUACAGUUUCGGAAUUUGUUUGUGGGAAAUAUAUUGUUGCGAUAUGCCGUACCCCGACCUUAGUUUCUCAGAAGUGACUUCAGCUGUUGUUCGUCAGAAUCUGAGACCGGAAAUCCCAAGAUGUUGCCCGAGCUCUCUUGCUAAUGUGAUGAAGCGAUGUUGGGAUGCAAAUCCCGACAAACGGCCGGAGAUGGAUGAAGUGGUGACGUUGUUGGAGGCCAUCGACACAUCGAAAGGCGGGGGAAUGAUCCCGGGGGAUCAACCUCAGGGUUGUCUCUGUUUCCGUAAGCAUCGAGGCCCGUGAAACUCGAAGAAUUCGAUCCGUUUUUGAAAAAUGAAUAGUAGAAAAUUUGGGAAUUCCUAAAACUGGGAAUGAUAUUUAGAUGAUGUUCCUGUGCUACAUAUUGCUUUCUUUGGAUCAUGUAAAGUUUUUAUUUUUUAUUU